This is a messenger RNA of Coprinopsis cinerea okayama7#130, 906 nucleotides long. RefSeq lists its product as hypothetical. The transcript has 5 exons. Bases 1 to 906 code for a protein of 301 amino acids. The record is from RefSeq and is a predicted model, not a curated record. NCBI's taxonomy places the organism in Eukaryota, Fungi, Basidiomycota, Agaricomycetes, Agaricales, Psathyrellaceae.
AUGUUCAUUAUAAUUACUUUCCACAACUCUCUAAACGUCUACCGAAUGAUCACAGCAUACGUAUACCAGGUUCCGUUGGAAGCGGCUGUCCAAUACAUUCGUAAUUUAGACAACUGGGAUGCAUACGCUCUCCCACUUCUGCUGGCGAUUCUCAUCUGGCUGGCCGAUAUACUCGCCAUAUAUCGAUGCUAUCUCAUCUGGAGCCAUACCCUCCUCCCUGUGGCACUUCCUAUCCUCCUGCUCUUAGCGAGCAUAGGCACCCACUCCGUGAACCUCUGGUGGUUCGGCCACCGCACCGCACGCUCCAUCGACGAAAUGCAGCCCCUCUUCAACACCACAUUCCCCCUCCACCUCGCUCAGAACGUGCUAACGACAUUCCUAAUCGCCUACAAGAUCUGGAUGGAGCACCAAAAGGUCAAGCGGAUCGGUAUCGCAGUGGUGGGCGGGAUGAACCUGAUGAGCGUCAUCCGGAUCUUCAUCGAGAGUGCAGCGCUGUAUACCAUCGAGAUGCUCCUCGCCGUCAUCUUCUUCUUCGCGCGCCACCCCGCACAGGUGAUCUUCCAGCACGCCUUGAUCCCCACCACCGGUAUCGUCUUCGCCCUCCUCGCCAUCCGCGUGCACACCGCCCGACACCGCGACCACGGGCGAAACAUCCAAAGUUCCAACUCCAUCAUCCCCUCCUGGCUGCACGGGGGCGAGGACAACCGGAACGCAGGAACAGGGACCGCCUCCCGGCGUCUAACCCAAGGUGGCAUGGGCAUGCCAAUCGUCACCACCGUCACUGAGGAACACCGGCUGGAGGAUAUCACCACCUUCAACCGCCAUGAUUCCGGCUCUGAUGGGAAGACGGACGGGAACCUGACAUAUGAUCAGAAUAGGACGACGGACGUCAAGUUCGUCGUCUGA